Molecule: messenger RNA, 6951 nt
Organism: Cherax quadricarinatus
Lineage: Eukaryota; Metazoa; Arthropoda; Malacostraca; Decapoda; Parastacidae
Source: RefSeq, a predicted model, not a curated record
AACAGUAUUUGUUGUCUGUUGUUGUAAUGCGGGUAUACUACUGUUGUUGGUUUGCCUUUUAUUGCUCGAUGCUUAUUUUAAGAUGAUUUGCAGUUGUUGAUCUGUAUACCAAAAUUGAGACAAGGAAAGACCAUAAUGAACAUGAAUUUCAAGUGAAUGAGAAGUAAAGAAGAAAAUGUCACGUAGGGACACAGGUUCACUACGGGGUGGAGGAGGAGGAGGAGGAGAGGGCUCUGAGUCCCAGGCAUCAUCCCCUAGUGAGGACUGUAAAUUUGUCAACUCUGCUCAUCCUGAGGUUGUACUGUCUGGCCUCAAUGAACUACGAAAAAGUGGACACUUUUGUGAUGUGACCUUGUGUGUAGAUGGAAUGACUUUUCCUGUACAUAAAUCUGUAUUAGCAUCAUUUAGUUCAUACUUUCGGGCAAUGUUUUUAAGUAACUUGGCAGAAUCCCAACAGGAGCAUAUUACACUAAGUGGUGUUGAUGCUGGCAUGGUUGCUCUGCUCCUUGAUUAUGCUUACACUUCCUCUAUCUUGAUAACAGAAAAUAAUGUUCAGGCUCUUCUUAGUGCUUCUAAUCUACUGGAGGUCGUUGCUGUAAGGGAAGCUUGCUGUCGUUUCCUUGAACGUCACAUUGAUGCUACCAACUGUGUUGGAAUUCACUGCUUUGCUGAGGCCCAUUCUUGUCAUGAUCUUACUAAAAAGGCUAAAGCAUAUACAUUAAGGACAACUCGUAAUGGACGGGAGGUACAGAAGCCUAUGGACAGCUUGUUGAGCGACAGAGAUUUCCUGGAUUUGUUCCCUGGGCAUAAAUUGAAAGAUGGACCACUUUCUGUCGUGACUUUAAGUCAGAAGACCCAACAUGAUAUGAGUAGCUGGUCCGUAGAUAUGGAACUAGAGCGAGACGAGCUUAUCGAAUAUUUUAUUCUUGCUGCUGAAGAUAUAUGCACUAGCUUACAAGCAGAAGGCUACUGGGCAGAUUUUAUUGACCCUUCAUCUGGCCGACCUUACCAUGGGCAAUUCACCAAUGCUACAUUGUUUGAGACUGAUGAACGUUAUCGGUAUCUAGGCUUCCGCAUUGAGGAUUUAGGAUGCUGCAAAAUUAUUUCGCAUAGACUCUGGGGCACACAUGUAUUUGUUGGUGCCAUCUUCACCAAUGCUCCAGUGGAUUCUGAUGUCUUGGAGCAAGCUCUCAGCAAACAUCAGAGGGAUUGGACAUCAACCUAAAACUUGAUUACAUAUUCUAGCUACUUUUUACUUUCGCUGUAUGUGCAGCAUAUGCAUUAUUAGAGAGUUUGAUACUAAAAGUGACAGCAAUGUAUAUACACUGGAUUCACUGUGCAGUGUUUAUGUCAUUAUGCCAGUGUGGUUACUCUGAACACAUUCUUAGUUUUUUGUAGGUUUGUGCCUCGAGACGUAAGUUUAUAAUGUUUGUUACUUGUUACUCGCAGUUCUUUAUCUUUGUAAAAUUUAGUUCCAGGUAAUGAGAUACAAACAAAGCAUUUCCUACUAGUACAGUUGACCUUUGAACAAUACGGGGGUUAGGGGCGCCAAGCCCCCGCGCAAUCAGAAAUCUGCAUAUAACUUUUGACUCCCAAAAACUUUACUACUUAUCACCUGCCUGUUGACUGGAAGCCUUACCGAUAACAUAAACAGUCCAUUAACAUAUGUUUUGUUUAUUAUAUGUAUUAUAUACUGUAUUCUUACAAUAAACUAAGCUAGAGAAAAGAAAACAUUAUUAAGAAAAUCAUAAGGAAGAGAAAAUACAUUUCCAGUACUGUACUGUACAGCCUCUCCUCACUUAACGACAGAGUUCUGUUCCUAAGACUAUAAUGGUAGUGGGUUUGUGUCAACCAUCUUUGAUAUUGUUUUAAUGUCACCUUUGCACCAUUGAUAACAUUUUUAGUAUAGUAUUUUUAAAUAUUUAUACAGUAGUGUACUGUAUGUUGUAAUAAAAAGAAUAGAGGAAAUCAGCUCUAAUAUACAUUGUUUAGGUAUGCAUACUGGUUGGAGAGCCCGUCGUAAGUCGAGUCGUUGGUAAAUGAAUACAUCGCUAAGUGAGGAGAGGCUGUAUUUAUUGAUACAGUAAGUUUACAUCGUCUGUUUACAGGAUGAAUUGUCUGUAUGUCAGUACCCACAUCAGUAUUAUCUUAUAUGAUACAAAACACUGUAGAUGUUAUACAUAUUACUAACACUAAACAUCAAGAAUGAAAAGAUAAUGUGAAAAAAAGAUUCACAUUUAUGUCUUCUUCUUUCAGCACACCGACCGUAUCCCACCGAGGCAGGGUGGCCCAAUAAUAAAAGAAAUGCUUUCACCAUCAUUCACACUAUUAAUAUUAUUAUUAUCAUUGUAAGUGAACAGUAUUUAGAUAAUGGAUUUGGAUAAGGCAUAUGAUAGGGUAGAUAGGAGAGCAAUGUGGCAGAUGUUGCAUAUGUAUGGAAUAGGUGAUAGCUUACUGAAAGCAGUUUAAGAGUUUUUACAAGGAUAGUGCAGCUCAGGUUGGAGUAUGUAGGAGAGAGGGAGAUUAUUUCCCAGUAAAAGUAAGCAUUAAACAGGGAUGAGUGAUGUCACCAUGAUUGUUCAAUAUAUUUAUAGAUGGGGUUGUAAGAGAAGUGAAUGCUCGGGUGUUGGCAAGUGGGAUUAAGGGAUAAAGAAUCUAACAUAAAGUGGGAGUUGUCACAAGUGCUUUACGCUGAUGACUGUGCUUUUGGGAGAUUCUGAGAAAUUGCAGAGGUUGGCGAACGAGGUUGGAAGGGUAUGUAGAAGGAAAUUAAAAGUGAACUUAGGGAAGAGCAGGGUGAUGAGGAUAACAAAAAAUUCAGGUAACGAAAGAUUCAUCAGAUUGGAGGGAGGCAAUAUGGAGGAAGUGAAUGUGUUCAGAAAUUUGGGAGUGGACUUGUCAGGAGAUUGGUCAAUAAAAGAUGAGAUGAAUCAUAGAAUUGAUGAGGAUAAAAGGUGAGUGGAGCACUGAGGAGUUUGUGGUGGCAAAAAACAUGCAUGGAGCCAAAGAGGGUACUGUAUGAGAGUAAAGUGGUACUGACACUCUUACAUGGGCAUGAAGCAUGGGUGGUGAAUGUUGCAACAAGGAGAAGGCUAGAGGUUGUGGAGAUGUCGUGUCUUAGGGCAAUGUGCAGUGUGAAUAUAAUGCAGAGAAUCUGUAGCUUGGAGAUUAGGAGGAGGUGCAGGGUUUCUAAAAGUAUUAUUGAGAGGACAGAGGAAGGGUUGUUGUCGUGUUUUGGACAUUUAGAGAGGCUGAAACAAAAUAAAGUAACUUGGAGAGCAUGUGAAUCUAUAGUGGAAAGAAGGAAGGCAGGGUAGGGGUCAUCCUCUGAAAGAUUGGAUGGAGGGGGUAAAGUAGGUUUUGUUUGCAAGGGACUUGGACUUCCAGUAAGCGUGCAUGAGCACCUCUGGCAAGACAGUGAUGGAGUGAGUAAUGAUGAAAGUGUUUCUUCUUUUUUGGGUUACCCUGCCUUGGUAGGAAACAGCCAGUGUAUUAAUAAAAAAAAAAUAUUAUUAUUAUUCUUAUACAGUGGAACCUCAGUUUUCAUAUGCCCCAGUUUAUGUAGGAUUCGGUUUUCGAUGACUUUUUCCGUCGAAAUUUUGUCCCAGUUUUCGUACAUCACCUUGGUUUUCAUAGAAUUGACAAUGGUCUGUACCGAACGCGUCCACCUGCCUGCCCGCGUCACUUGGCCACUCAAGUGCCGAGUGACUCAGUCUGCCUUUGUUUAUCAUUGAGUGAGCACCACCCCGUGUGUUCAGCCAAAACAUUUCAUAAUAAUCUAGGAUUUUGAAGGGUUUGAGGCUGACCCUGACUACCCUAUGCCUGUUAGGGAAUCUAUUGUGUCUUUGGGGAAGUCCAUGGGGUUGGAUGUGAGUGGCCAGGAUGUGGAAGAGUUGGUGGACGACCACAGGGAAGAGCUAACCAUUGAAGAGCUGCAACACCUUCAACUGGAACAGCAACAGAUCACAGCUGAGAAAAUUGCUUCAGAGGAGGAGGGAGAGAGAGGGGAGAAUGUGCCUUCUUCAGUGAUUAAGGACAUGUGUGCAAAGUGGAGCAAAUUGCAAAGUUUUGUGGAGAAAUAUCACCCUAACAAAGCUGUUGCAAGCUGUGUCUGCAACAUGUCCCAUUUUAGGCAAAUCUUAACCCUUUCAGGGUCCGUGCCGUAGAUCUACGGCUUUACGUUGAGGGUCCAAACCGUAAAUCUAUGCCAAAAUUCUAGCAGCAUCAAAUUUAGCGCAAGAAGGCUGGUAGGCCUACAUCUGAGAAAAUAGGUCUGGGUGGUCAGUGUGCACACCAUAGAGAAAAUCUGGACACCCACAUGGCAUUGUGGGAAUGCCGGCAAAGUAGCUUUGUUAAUCAUGCCUGGCGGCAAGGAAGCUCUCACUCCCCACUCACUCUCCUGGCGAAUUCUGACACUCCUCUUCACAACUUACAGUUCUAAGACUGAUGGAAGUGGAUCUGAAGAGGAAUUCUAUGGUUUUGAACCAUAUGGUACCAUUGUAACAUAUGGUACAAUGGUACCAUAUGAUACAAUGGUACCAUAUGGUGCUAUGUCAUACAGUGGUAUCAUAUGGUACAAUGGUGCCAUGUCAUACAAUGGUGUAUGGUACAAUGGUACCAUAUGGUACAUUAUACCAUAUGGUACAUUGUACCAUAUGGUACAUUGUACCAUAUGGUACAUUGUACCAUAUGGUACAGGGUACAGGGACCCUAAUAGAAAUAAGUCUGUCUGACUUUUUUUUGGUUAUCCUAGGUUCUCCAAACAUAUGCUACUAUGUAUGAUAAUCUAUGUAACUUUAUUUGUGUAUACCUAAAUAAACUUACGAUGCCACAUGUGCUUGAGUAAGUUUAUUCAGGUGUACACAAAUACAGUUACAUAGAUUAUCAUACAUAGCAGCAUAUGUAUAAAAUCCUAGGAUAAACCAAAAAAGUCAGGGUGACUUAUUUCCAUAGGGAUCCCUGUAUCUGUACCAUAUGGUGUCCUGUACCAUAUGGUGUCCUGUACCAUAUGGUGUCCUGUACCAUAUGGUGUCCUGUACCAUAUGAUACCCUGUACCAUAUGGUACCCUGCACCAUAUGGUACCCUGCACCAUAAAGUAUCCUGUACUGUAUGUUAUCCUGUACUGUAUGGUACCCUAUACCAUAUAGUACAAUGUACCAUAUGGUACCCUGUAACAUAUGAUACCAUGUACCCAGGGCCAGAUUAAGAAGUCUCCGGGCCCUAGGCUAUUCAGAUUGGCGGGGCCCCUUUGAGUUACGGGUAAGCGAAGCGACCCCUUCCAGCUUGGGGGGGGGGGUUGGUGUGAGCCUGUUUAAGGUCUAAUUAAAUACAUUCUGGCUAUUUAGAUUAAAUUUAAUAGGGAAAGUACAUCAAGACAACCAAAACCAUUUACCAACAGCCAUUAUAACUAUCUUGUUAAAUCAUGCAUUUUAACCCUUUCAGGGUCCAAGGUCCAAAUCUGGAGUCACGCACCAGUGUCCAAGAAUUUUCAAAAAAAAAAUUUGUUAUUUUUUCUUAUGAAAUCGUAGAGAAUCUUUUUGUGAAGGUAAUAAAACAAAAAGUACGAAAUUUGGUGGAAAAUUGACGAAAUUAUGCUCUCGCGAAUUUUAAUGUGUCAGCGAUAUUUACGAAUCGGUGAUUUUGCCGACUCUGACUCCCAUUUUAGGCCAAUUACAUUAUUCCAAUCAACCAAAUUCUUAGCUAUUUCACUAGUAUUACUUCUAUUCUAUCGAUUGAGCACAAGAAAUCGCCAAGUCAACUGUUUCAACUACAAAAUAAAGUGAUCGGAAAUUGUUAAUUUGGCCAAUUUAACACAAAGUUCAAAAUAUUCCAAUUUCAAAAUAGGGUCCAGAAUAAAGAAUGUAGGUAUUCCUGGAACUAAACUAACAUUUCCUCUGUUCAUUAGUUAUGUUUUGAGGCUUUACAAAUAAAUUACAUUUUGAUUUUUUAUUCACAUAAUGAAUUUUUAUUCACACCAAAAAAUAGAAGAUUUACUGUUAUGCAAUACUGUAAUAACUGUAUAAAUAUCAUCACCAUAUUUGUGAAUGUAUAUUAGACCCACCAGCUGACGUGUAUUAGAUGUGUGAGGUCGUUUGUUUACUCUUGAAUAUCGGCAAAAAUUUAACAUUUCCGCUACUUUGAGCUCAGUUUCAAGCCAUUUCCAGUGCUAAAACCAAUCAAAAUCAUCUCUAUUUCUGUAAUAUGUCUUCCAUUCUAUCAAAUGAGACCAAGAAAUCGCAAAUACAACUAUAAAAAACAUAUGAAAAAACACUGCAAAGUUGCUGUUUUAAUCGAAAAAUCAUGAUUUCAGUUUUUUCUCUCAUUAUACACAGUGUGCUGCAGGAUCUGUUUUAUGUGGUGCACACAUACCACAUAGAUGUAUUCUCUCAUAUCUAGGCCCAAAUGUACCACUCACAGUUUAUCAGAGUGAGCUGAGCUCAUGGCGUAGAUCUACGGUUUGGACACUCACCGUAAAGCCGUAGAUCUACGGGACGGACCCUGAAAGGGUUAAAGAGAAUAAACUCAAGACAGCAUAGUAUUACUAGAUUAGGCUAUUAAAGUAGUGACAUCAUGUACCUAUUAUAUUCAGCAUAACCACUACAGCACUAUUAUUCCCUUUAUAAAUCACUGACCAUUAUUGUUAUCAUUGCAUCAUGCAUAAGACUAUCAAAUCAUAUAAACUCAAGAAAGUAAAGAAUUGUUUAUAUUCACAGGCACUUCUUAAAUAAACUAUUUUCUGGAUUUCAUAUUGGCAAAAUCAUCAGUUAUAUUCUGAAAAUCAAUAUUUCUUGUUAGAUCAGACUCAAUGGUCAACAAGGCUAGGUUACACAAUUUGUCUUGGCUCAUUGUUGAACGGAGCUGCUUUUUCACUCUUUUCAAAACAGAAAAUGAACGUUCUCCUUCACAGUUAGUAGCUGGAAGUGUUAGGUAAAGGUGAUACACUAUGUCAA